Messenger RNA from Fusarium vanettenii 77-13-4, 1367 nucleotides. RefSeq lists its product as uncharacterized. NCBI's taxonomy places the organism in Eukaryota, Fungi, Ascomycota, Sordariomycetes, Hypocreales, Nectriaceae. Bases 1 to 1056 code for a protein of 351 amino acids. The transcript has 3 exons. The record is from RefSeq and is a predicted model, not a curated record.
AUGGCCAGCCUCGCCCGUUCCAUCAAGUCCCCUUACCUGUCGCCCAGGCUGCGACCCUCGAUGCCUGGGCGAACCAUGACCACCAACUCCGACCUUUCCAUCACCUCCUCUCCCAACAGUCCACGAUCUGACGACCUCGGCGACCUGGUAUUGUCCGGACGCAACACCCCGACGUUCCCGCACUCGAGAUCUGCCCUCGGCCGAGAGGGCUACAUUGACGGAGACGAUAUCCGUGCCUACAAUGCCCGUUUUCAAGAUGAUAAUGAUCGAUCGAUCCCUGGCACCCCAUCUGGUUCUUCUACUCCACGCAGUCGCAGCCGUGCUCGACCCAUAGCCAUUGAGCUGCCCCAACUCAAGCGAUUCAGCACUGCUCCCGCGCGCACUCCACCUGAGCCUCUCUCAGCACGAGGUGACCUUCCUGGAGGUUAUUUCCCACUUCACGAAGACCCCAACAGCCGCAUACAUCGCCCACACCCAUUUCAGCAUCACCCAGACACCAGAAUGAGCCGCCUCAUCUCAGAGUCCGGACCAGUCUACGCCGACCGUCCAACCUCACACCCCGCCCAGAACGCCUCUAUGAUUCAAUCAAACACGCCUGUUGCGUCCUACCUGGCCCCCGGCUUCCAUGAUAGCCCCCUGCCUAUGGGGAAGUACUAUCCUUCCAACUAUGAGAACAGAAACGGAAGUCAGACGAACCUGCGUCCUGGUUUGACAGGCACCCUUUCGUCUGACAUCGGGCCUGAUUCUCAUGCAACUCCCCGCUCGACCAAUCAGUCGAUGCAUGAGACGGAACUCCGUCGCAAGUUGCAACAAUACCAGAGAGAUAUGAUUGCUCAAGCCAGCAUGGCUGCCAGUGAGCUCAUUAGCAGCUCGGCCAAGUCCGACCACAAACUUGAUGCCGGUGUCUCGCUGAGCUCUCUUCCUCUUCGGGAGUCGCGGUUCAUUACACCUACUCCGCUCAAGCCCCGAUCUCCUAGACUGGCUCCCCUUGGUAGUCCAGGACCAGUGACACCAAUGGACCUUGAAUCUCUUGGUGGUGAUUACAUGUCCCGCUAAGGGACAGUAUCCUGCUUGGGGCUGUGGUUGGGUGCAUUAACAUUUUCAAAACAUUUUACGCAGGAUUUUCUAGGUUUUUUGGAGAGGAGAGCAAAGGAGCAGACUGUGGAAGAAUUUCGCGGGGGUUCUCAAAUUUGACAUUAUCCCAUUCAUGGCGUUGGUUGGAAGCAAGCCUCAGAUAAUAGCUUGCUAUCAUGGACGGGACGGCAUAUCAGCGUUUUAUUCAAGUUGCAUCCGGUACAAUUAGGUACCACACACGUCUUUUUUUAAAGACAUGAUACCCAUAGAAUACUAAGUUCCUUUGUCCCUUG